Messenger RNA from Acanthaster planci (crown-of-thorns starfish), 3431 nucleotides. It is a transcript of the gene selenoo, whose product is annotated as selenoprotein O. Lineage: Eukaryota; Metazoa; Echinodermata; Asteroidea; Valvatida; Acanthasteridae. The record is from RefSeq and is a predicted model, not a curated record.
CUUCGUUUAGGUCACGACUUCUACUUCGGUCUUGUCUACCCUGCAAGGCUGCGUCUGACUUCGUUUUGGCUUAAGCGCUCAAAAUCACACCUCAGUCGUGUGUGACGGCUUAUAACAAACUUCCUUGUGUACUUGUGACUUGAACUGUGAUCAGAUGACUAACUUGAUUUAAUGACUUAUGACUUGGCUUAGACUUGCAAAACUGACUUGUGUCUCGACAUGGACUUACAAAAAUUGACUUGCUACCACCUCGCGCGCCCUGCUUGCUUGAGAAAGUUGGGCAUGCAACUCUAUCAUGCCGGGACAUGCAUACCACGCGAACUUGUGCAAGUGGCGCGCUGACGAAGUCCGGUGGCGCGUCUUUCUAGUGGGUACCGGUGAAAAUAUAAAUGGGCAAAGUGGCAAAUGGGCAAAAAGCCGCAUGGGCGAAGAGGUAUUUGGGCGAAGUGACUGGCACCCGUCGGGAUUCUUGUAUCUCCAAAUGCUCUUCCGGAUAAAUUGCUGUCAGGAUACCAGACUUAAAUCGCUGAUGUAAUUGUAUAAUUAUACUACUUUAUUAGUCGCAGUUCGUGUCAGCAUUCGGAGUUACCGUGCACUAACGUGAUAUGCAGAAGAUGUCGAACUUUUCAGAGCACGAAUGAGAACGACUUGAACAAAGACCUCUGCAUUAAGAAGUCAGCUAGCUGCUGUCCCCAGUGAAGUCUGUGUGCUGUCGACUUAAGCGAGAAACAUUUAGCUAAAACUUGAUACAAAUGGGUUUAGGUUUCGAGUUCCAGAGUUUUGCUUAGCUGAGUUCUAUUUGUAGAGUGUUGUAUGAAAUAAGUACGUAGCAGAAUGGAAAUAAUUUUCCAGAAUAUUCUUCCCUUUCUGAGUCUCGAGCUCGCUACUCCUUAUGUACUGUGCACUCAGUCAGUGCAAGUUGCAAAUGACUGAAUGAGGCAUCAUUUGCCUUUCCCCGUUCAAUCCACACUGUCCAUGUUUCAUAGGCUGACACACAACCGCUUUCGUCCCGGUAAAAUGGCCAAACUGGAAAGCCUGAACUUUGACAAUCUGGCCCUUCGUUCUCUGCCAAUUGACCCAGAAACCGAGAACUUCACCAGGAGUGUCAAGGGGGCGUGUUUCUCCAGGACCUCCCCUGACCCGGUUGUCAAUCCAGAGAUGGUUGCAGUUUCCCUACCGGCUCUCCACCUGCUGGAUCUGGACGAGAAAGAGUGUGACAGGUCGGAGUUUGCCCAAUAUUUUUCCGGGAACAAGCUCUUGCCCGGCGCAGAGGUGGCUGCCCAUUGCUACUGUGGACAUCAGUUUGGCUACUUCUCUGGCCAACUGGGAGAUGGGGCUGCAAUGUACCUUGGAGAGGUAAUAAAUUCGGCCGGUGAGCGUUGGGAGAUUCAGCUCAAGGGAGCAGGGCCGACCCCUUACUCCAGGCAGAGUGAUGGGAGGAAGGUACUUCGCUCCACCAUCAGGGAGUUCCUGUGUAGUGAGGCCAUGCAUCACCUGGGUAUCCCUUCAACACGAGCCGGUUCCUGUGUCACCUCUGACACCAAGAUUGUUCGGGACGUGUUCUAUAGUGGCAAUCCCAUUAGAGAGAGAGUAACUCUGGUCCUACGAAUCGCACCAACAUUUUUCAGAUUUGGUUCGUUUGAGAUAUUUAAGCCUGUGGACCGGAUGACUGGUCGUGGUGGGCCGAGUGUGGGAAGGAAAGACGUAUUGGAACAGAUGCUGGAAUAUGUUAUCAAGACGUUUUUCCCAGAGAUCUAUGAGCAGCAGAAGGAUAACGCACAGGAGCGUUAUCUUGCCUUCUACCGUGAAGUCAUCAAGUUAACAGCACAGCUUGUUGCCAGAUGGCAAUGUGUUGGCUUCUGUCAUGGCGUGUUAAAUACUGACAACAUGAGCAUUCUUGGUCUGACCAUUGACUAUGGCCCAUAUGGUUUCCUGGAUGCCUAUAACCCAGACCACAUCUGUAACACUUCAGACGAUGGUGGUCGAUACACCUACAUCAAGCAGCCCGCCAUUUGCCGUUGGAAUCUGGAGAAGUUUGCCGAGGCGAUUCAGAUGGCACUGCCAGUAGACUUGUCCAAGGCAGAGCUGGGACUGUACGACGAGGAGUUUGACAAGUGCUACAUGCGCCAGAUGAGGAACAAACUGGGCCUCCUGAGGAAGGAGUUACCAGAAGACAAGGCCCUCGUGGAAUCGUUCCUUGACACUAUGCUCCAGACCCAGGCAGAUUUCACCAACUCUUUCCGGUGUCUGAGUCGACUAAGACUACCUGGCUUUCCGGACAGUGAGACGAGUGGUGACAAUGAUGAUGCUGUAAUGAUGUACCUGCUGGCUCAGUGCAGCACUGCAGAAGAGAUGAAGAAAUCCAUGACACCCCGGAUGGAUGCCAGAGAGUUGCAGAUGAUGAUGAUGUUGAUGCAGAUGAACCCUGACCUCUUGGCGCAGCUGGGAGGGGGACACAGGCGUCUCAUACAGGAACUGGAACGGAUGGAGAAAGCAAAGGAAAUGAAGAAUCUUACUCAGGAAGAGAAAACCAAGACUGACCGAGCCAAAUGGGAGGCAUGGCUGGACUCCUACAGGAAGAGGCUCAUCAAGGAGACAGAAGGGCUGGACAGUGAGAGCGCCCUCGGGGAGUUCAAUCAGAAGAGGGUGAAAACCAUGAACGCCAGCAACCCUAGGUUCAUCCUGAGAAACUAUAUUGCACAGAAUGCAAUUGAGGCAGCCGAGAAAGGGGACUUUACUGAGGUUCAACGUGUUCUGAAGCUGUUAGAAACGCCAUACAGUGAUACCGUAGACCUUGGUAGCCUGGCAACCAAACAGUCAACAUCAAGUGCAACUACGGAUGAAGAUGCUGGUGCCUCAUCAUCAGUUGGGUCAUGUCAGCCAGCAGUCACGCCUAUCAAGAGUUGUGCGGGGUUGGCCUACGACAGCCGACCGCCCCAGUGGGCGUCUGAGCUACGAGUUACCUGAUCCUCGUAAACUGUCUCAGUGUUGAAAAUGAGGUUGCAGCACAGCACACAUCAACAUGGCAAUAAAUGUGUCCCCUUUUUCAAAAUUUUGGCUAACAGCAUGUGUACUUUGUCAGCAAGUAAUUUUGAUUUCUGUGCAAAGGUACCACGCCCGAGCCAGGAUUCUGGUUUUAAGACUUUGGGCCUGAAUUUCUGUGCAAGUUCCUGUAAGCACAAAAUUGUGAUCAUAAGCCCUGAAAUUUGUCUUUACUGGUAUGAUGUUUGAGUUUAUGAGCUGCAACCUUUUCACUGAGACUUGCGAUAAGUCAGAACCUACUUAGCACACAGCGCACGUGAAAUUUCUGAAGGAAAACCUUUUAACCUUACAUGAUGUUUAUUUAUCUUUCUUGACAGCAAGUUUUUUUUUGUAAUGGGUCUACAAUACUGCCAUUUCACAAUAGUGCACCACCGAGAGUUUGCUACGUG